AUGCUUAUUCUGCACUCGGUCGCAGCGCGGAGUGUGGACGGAGAGAUGCACGGCGCGGAGAGCGACAGCGGCCUACCUACCAGGAGCACGGCUCGUAAAUUCUAUUUUAAAGGGUACGAAGGAUGGGUCGCGGGGAGGCGCGGGGGGUCGCGCACGUGGCAGCGGGCGCCCGCGGAGCGAGGCGGCGAAGGCGCGACUCUCCGGGAGCCGCGCGCGCCGCGCACUGCCGUCGCCGCCGCCGCCGCCGCCGCCCGCCCGCGC
Molecule: messenger RNA, 261 nt
Organism: Brenthis ino (lesser marbled fritillary)
Lineage: Eukaryota; Metazoa; Arthropoda; Insecta; Lepidoptera; Nymphalidae
Source: the annotation of a GenBank genome assembly